AUGGCUACCAUGGCAGACGCCGUUUAUCAGGGUCGGAAACCAAUGAAAACCCGCAACGUCGCCGUACUAAGCGCCUUGGGCGUCAUCAGCGGUGCAUUUAUGAUGUUCCGCUUCCUAGCUCCCCAGCGAGGCACGCUCAAUACGAGCGAAGAGAUAGCGGCGUUCCAGGGCACCUCUGGUCAAACAGAUCAAGGUGAUACAACUGGACACACUGCCCGGGCGCCGCGAAAGGGAUAA
This is a messenger RNA of Penicillium mononematosum, 237 nucleotides long. RefSeq lists its product as uncharacterized. The transcript has 2 exons. The record is from RefSeq and is a predicted model, not a curated record. Lineage: Eukaryota; Fungi; Ascomycota; Eurotiomycetes; Eurotiales; Aspergillaceae. Bases 1 to 237 code for a protein of 78 amino acids.